GAUAUGACAGCUGUGACGUCUCUCUACCUCAGUUGUCUUCAUUGUUGCCACUAGGGGGCGCAGCUCUGGAGUACAUUUGAGACGUCUCGUCGUCUCAUAAGGAAGCACAUACUGUCAGGGAUUCGAACCUGAAACCAUAACUAUGGCAGACAAUUACCAGUACCCCGUUUUUUUCGAGUGUCACAGGCUUCUUUCGGAGAAGAACAAAAAGAAAACAGAGAGGUUUUUCCGUGUUCACAGACGGUCCGGCGGAGGAGACUGCGGUCCAUUAACGAGAGAGGCUGAUAAUGUCUACAGCAUAGCGUUCAAAUAUCAGAAAGAUCAACAGGAAGUGUUGAAGAAAUCUAAGCACGUCGUUGAGCUCACUGACAGCUUUCUGGUGUUCAGUGUCAGGGGCAACCUGUCACCUCCCAGCUCCUCACAUGACACCACCGCUGCAGCGGCAGCAGAGAGCCAGCAGUCCAUUCCUGACCUAACUGAUGCAGUGGGUGAAGCUAGAGACUGGAAAGGAGAGGAAGACCAACAGUGUGAUGGUACUCUGGUCCACUUUGAUAAAAAUCCAGAUGAGGUUGAAGCUCAAUACUACAGAGGAGAAGACAGCAGAUUGAGGACCUCGGGUGUGGGAGGUACUCUGGUAAACGCAGAGUUGUUGGACGUAGAGGAGGAGCGACAUUUCGGUGAGAGCUCUGGAAAGGUGGUGAGGGCCAUGCAAAAAGCAUGUGACAGGCAGCUUCUGGGGCAAAGUGCUGCCUACCGUACAGGAAGCGAAGAUCCAUUUGGAAGGGAGUUUGAUUCUGCUGGACAAAAUGUAGCCAGAGGAGCCACAGCUGGAGCUCCCAAAGGUCUCGUCCAGGUUGAGAUUGUUCAGGGGACCAUUGAAAACCAGCAGACAGAUGCAGUGGUGUCUCCAAUGGUCUUCAACGAUCCUCUGUCUACUCGUGUUGGAAACAUUCUCAGUAAAGCAAUUGGUCGUCGUGUGACUAAAACGAUUAUAGGGAAGUCAGAAGGUGAAAUGGGGCCUGGUGACUUCAUUCUAGAGGAAAAUCUGACUGGAGUUCCUUUUGGUGCCGUGUUCUUCCUCAGCCUUGUUCGGUGGGAUGCAGAAGACAAUGGAACCGCGGUUCAGGUUCUCCGACUGGGCAUCAACCAAAUUCUGACUUCCUGUGAAAGCAAAGGGUUUGGAUCUGUAGCAAUACCUGCACUUGGGGCUGGCAUUGCUCUGGGUUUCCCAAUCACUGUAGUAGCCAGGGUUUUACUGGAGGAGAUCUCUAAAUUUGAGCAGGAGAGAACCACCAGCGCACCAGUUCAAGUUCUCCUUGUUCUACCAGAUCAAGAGGGUUGGGAGAUCUUCAAGUGUGUACAAGAAGGUAUGCAGUACAACAGAUCUACUGAAAAUGAUCAGGUCUCCAGUCCAACAAGGAUCGUUCUGCUGGGGAAAACUGGAAUUGGGAAAAGCCACCUAGCUAACACCAUCCUGGGGGAGGAAGUUUUUACUUCAUGCCAUUCACCUAAUGCUGGAACAAGAAGAUGUCAAUCAGAGACCAGAACAGUUAAUGGCAGACGCCUCACUUUGAUCGACACACCUGGUUUCUUCGACACCGACAGGUCGGAAGAGGAGCUGAAGCCGGAGAUAAUGCGUUGCCUCACGGAGUGCGCACCUGGACCGCACGUCUUCCUCAUUUUACUUAGAGUUGACAGAUUCACAAAGCAUGAGCAACAGGUUAUCACAAAAAUAUGCGAUCAUUUCUCAGAGGAUGCUCUGAAAUACGCUGUAAUCGUGUUCACUCACGGCGAGCAGCUCCAAGAAGGGAUGAAAAUCGAAGAGUUUGUCAAUGAGAAUAAGAAUCUGAGUAAUCUGGUGAAGAAGUGCGGAGGUCGGUGCCAUGUCUUUGAUAAUAAACACUGGAACGGAGAAGGGCAAGAUGAUUACAGGAACAACCAGGUCCAGUUGGAGGCGUUCCUUCAGACAGUAGACAAGAUGAUGGUGGAAAAAAACGGAUCCUACUACACCAAUGCGGUUCUGCAGCACGUAGAAGAAAGGAUCCAGAAGGAAGAAAAGCAGAUUAGAGAGGUGGCAGAGUAUUUACCCCCACAGGAGAUCAGGAAGCGGGCUAAAACGUUUGUGUCUAAUGAAUUUCUGAUCCAGUUAGUGGGUACUGCCACCGGUGCUUUGUUGGGGGCAUUUUUCGGAGUGGCAGCGCUAUUGGAAGUUGUAAUGAAAGUUGUGAAUACAGCCCAGGUGAUGAAACACGUGAAAAACCUAAAAACGAUGGCACCUGCAGCAGUUGGAAAUGAGGUGGCAGUCGUGGCUGGCGGUGUAGCGGCAGGUGUUGCUGUGCUAGCUGCAGCUGCUUUAGGGGGAAUUCAAGGUGGUGCUAUUGGAAGUGAAGCAUGUAACGAAGUGAAAACGCCGAUGGAGGCAAUUGAGAAGAGUUAUGAGGCUGUUAUGAAGAAAAGACAUACUUUCAGGAUGCUUUCACAAAAUUAAUAUUGUGGAAGCAUAUCAAUCUCAUAACGAUUGCAUUGGCAUUGAUUAGGAAAUUUAAGGUUUUUUUUUUUUUUUUUCUUUGCAAUUACCAUAAAUGUACAAUAUUUUGUGUUAUCAGCUCCAGCAUUUUGAGUGUCUUUUUAACCUUAGAAGUCACAGCAUCAAUAUGCAGCUAACAGGUGCAUUUUGCUAACAGAUACACACUGGAAUGUCAAUGGAUUGUUUCAUACGAGCUUCAUAGCAUCUUGUGGAACCAGUGCCAAUAAGAGGAUAGGGGAUAUUUUUUAGAACCAACACUAUUCAAACAUCUGGUUAAUGCUGCUGAUCAUUUUUUGUCAAAAAUACUUUACAUGUUUUUAUGUAAAAAAAAAUCUAUUUUUAAACUGCACUAGCAAGAUUUAGGUACUAGUUCUUCUAUUGCUUCACUUAUCUUUUUAAAUUCCUGCUUUUGUAAAGGCACUUUAUUUUGUCAGGUAGUUCAUAGUACUACUUGUUUUAGACAGACUGUCAUUCUGCUGCAUAUUCACAGCAUACAUAUUGAGCAAAAUUUUGUUGCAAGGCUCCCAACAGAUAAAAAAAAAAGUU
Messenger RNA from Poecilia latipinna (sailfin molly), 3073 nucleotides. RefSeq lists its product as uncharacterized. The transcript is spliced from 7 exons. The record is from RefSeq and is a predicted model, not a curated record. Bases 143 to 2488 code for a protein of 781 amino acids. Gene Ontology annotation, molecular function: GTP binding. Lineage: Eukaryota; Metazoa; Chordata; Actinopteri; Cyprinodontiformes; Poeciliidae.